CUCCGCGGGGCGGGGGGCGCGGGGCGGGGCGCGGGCCGAGCUGCGGGCGCUCUGGACAUGUCGGGCCCGCGCGCCGGCUUCUACCGGCAGGAGCUGAACAAGACGGUGUGGGAGGUGCCGCAGCGGCUGCAAGGGCUGCGCCCGGUGGGCUCGGGCGCCUACGGCUCCGUCUGCUCGGCCUACGACACGCGGCUGCGCCAGAGGGUGGCGGUGAAGAAGCUGUCGCGCCCCUUCCAGUCGCUGAUCCACGCGCGGAGGACGUACCGCGAGCUGCGGCUGCUCAAGCACCUGAAGCACGAGAACGUCAUCGGGCUGCUGGACGUGUUCACGCCGGCCACCUCCCUCGAGGACUUCAGCGAAGUGUACCUGGUGACCACGCUGAUGGGCGCCGACCUGAACAACAUCGUCAAGUGCCAGGCGCUGAGCGACGAGCACGUUCAGUUCCUGGUGUACCAGCUGCUGCGCGGGCUGAAGUACAUCCACUCGGCGGGGAUCAUCCACCGGGACCUGAAGCCCAGCAACUUGGCUGUGAACGAGGACUGCGAGCUGCGGAUCCUGGACUUCGGGCUCGCGCGCCAGGCGGACGAGGAGAUGACUGGCUACGUGGCCACGCGCUGGUACCGGGCCCCUGAGAUCAUGCUGAACUGGAUGCACUACAACCAGACAGUGGACAUCUGGUCUGUGGGCUGCAUCAUGGCCGAGCUGCUCCAGGGAAAGGCCCUCUUCCCGGGAAAUGACUACAUCGACCAGCUGAAGCGCAUCAUGGAGGUGGUGGGCACACCCAGCCCCGAGGUUCUGGCCAAGAUAUCGUCAGAACACGCCCGGACCUACAUCCAGUCCCUGCCCCACAUGCCCCGGAAGGACCUCAGGAGCAUCUUCCAUGGAGCCAACCCCCUGGCUGUGGACCUCCUGGGAAGGAUGCUGGUGCUGGACAGUGACCAGAGGGUCAGUGCAGCCGAGGCCCUGGCCCAUGCCUACUUCAGCCAGUACCACGACCCCGACGAUGAGCCCGAGGCCGAGCCCUACGACGAAAGCGUUGAGGCCAAGGAGCGCACGGUGGAGGAGUGGAAGGAGCUCACCUACCAGGAAGUCCUCAGCUUCGAGCCCCCAGAGCCACCGCAGCCGCCUGGCAGCCUGGACGUUAAGCAGUGAGGGGAAUGCGGCUCGCCAGCCGCACUCGGACCCGAGGAGGGGCCUGAGCCCACCUGCCC
Physeter macrocephalus (sperm whale) is the source of this 1211-nucleotide messenger RNA. RefSeq names its product mitogen-activated protein kinase 11 (gene MAPK11). Gene Ontology annotation, biological process: intracellular signal transduction; protein phosphorylation. The transcript has 12 exons. Gene Ontology annotation, molecular function: MAP kinase activity; ATP binding. Bases 58 to 1152 code for a protein of 364 amino acids. Gene Ontology annotation, cellular component: cytoplasm; nucleus. The record is from RefSeq and is a predicted model, not a curated record. Lineage: Eukaryota; Metazoa; Chordata; Mammalia; Artiodactyla; Physeteridae.